This is a messenger RNA of Cottoperca gobio, 1565 nucleotides long. RefSeq names its product ring finger protein 41, like (gene rnf41l). Lineage: Eukaryota; Metazoa; Chordata; Actinopteri; Perciformes; Bovichtidae. The record is from RefSeq and is a predicted model, not a curated record. The transcript is spliced from 6 exons. Gene Ontology annotation, molecular function: zinc ion binding. Bases 126 to 1145 code for a protein of 339 amino acids. Gene Ontology annotation, biological process: regulation of canonical NF-kappaB signal transduction. Gene Ontology annotation, cellular component: plasma membrane signaling receptor complex.
AAAAGAGUGGAUGAGGAAGGAAAGACUGCAGUAGUAGUGCUAAAAUAAGAGGGAGGGUCUCCUGUGGGGGAACAAGUGGAGUGGAAAUCAACAAAAAAAUAGUUGGAUGAAGUUAUUUGGUCAGGAUGGGCUAUGAUCUGGAGAGGUUUGUGGGCUAUGUGAAUGAGGGUCUUCUGUGCUGUGUGUGUCGAGACGUGUUGCAGCGCCCCCUCCAGGCGCCCUGUGAACAUGCUUAUUGCAGCGCCUGCAUCAGCAGCUGGCUGGUCCAUCACCACUCCUGCCCCGAGGACAGACUUCCGCUGGAUGUGGGCAGUCUCAAACCACUGUACAGGUACAUGCGUAAUGACCUGAACCGCCUGCAGCUGCGUUGUAUGAAUGCAGGGCAGGGUUGUGAGGUGGUCUGCUCCCUGGAGAACAUGCACACACAUGAGGAUGAGUGCGAGUUUGCCUUCAUCUCCUGCUCUAACACAGGUUGUCCUGUGCAGGUAGAGAGGCGGGGUUUGGAGGCUCACCUGUCAGAAUGUAAUUUCCGCAGCAGGGAGUGUCCCAACGGCUGUGGACACACACUUCUCUCCAUUGACCAAUCACAGCAUAACUGUGUAGCCGAGCUGCGCACAGAAGUGGAGAUGCUCAGGGCAGAGAUGCUGUGCAAGGUGGAGGAGGUGAGGCGAGAGAUGGAGUCUCGGUUGGACUCGCAGAGGAGACACAUGGUGCAGAAAGAGUCGCAGCUGAAGAACGACAUGGAGGAGCUCAAGGGUCAGUUGUCCCGUGUGAUGUGUGACAUGCGAGCCCUGUUGGGAGCAGAGCGUCUGAGAAGACAGGAGAUGGCAGAAGCCGAGCUAGAGAAAAGGGAACUGAUGGAGCUCCUCCGAGAUCUGCAGCCAACCAGGAGUCAGCAUCCUGUCGAACAGCAGGCGUCCAUGGACCAGAAGACAUGUGGCUGGGAGCUACACACCGAGCCGACAAGACACCAGCAGAGGGAGACGUCUUUUCAGGCUUCCAGUCUGUCACUACAUUCAGCUCAGGCCACCAUAUCGGGGCCACCUCCAUCACCUCAGCUGGGAGCAGGGACGCGCAAGGGCGGCACCAGGAGCCUGACUCUAGACUGCAUCAAGAGGAAGAGUCGGGAGGUGACGGUCAUCUGAGGACACUGGACUGGUGGGAGAUUAGUCAACCCAGAAAAGAUGAAAUCUUUAUUUUUGUAAUAUUUGGCUAACCAUUUAUUAAUGAAAAUAGUGUGCGUACAGUACGUAGCUUCUGGAAUAAUACGUUUAAAAAAAAAAAAAAAAUGUAACCAAGGAGAGAAAAAGUCUGCUGUGGAACGAACCACGUGUGGUGUUUGAAAGGUUUCUUUUGGUAAUUCAACAAACUAAAGUGAUCUCGACUGUGUGUGAAAGUGAAGAGACAUUCAUUCCUUUUGACGACUCACUACUGAUCUGAUCUGCAAACAGAUCAUUGUGUAAUGUAUCUUGGAUUUUGUAUCCCUCAGGUUUUUAAUUAAAAUAGUUCAAUUCAUUUUCUUGAUCUCAAAUGAUUCCUAGUUUCCUCAUUCGUGAUCAAUCGGA